GGGGAGUGGGGAGGGAGGGCCCCGGAGGGGGGUCAGGGGGCUCCGGAGUCAGCCUCAGAGGGGUGUCCAGAGCUAGGCAGCAAGGACCAGAGGAAGGUGGACAGAGACUGAGAGGACUAAGCAGAGACACAGAGAAAAAAAGAGACAGAUCCCAAAGGGACAGACCCCAAUAUUCAUCCACGGAGCCGCAGAGGCAGCUGGAGCUGCUGCUAUAGGAGCAACUCUGCUGCCUGUCCGUCCCCAUGGGCCACCGUAGGCCAUGGCUGCACACUUCUGUCCUCUGGGCUGCAGUGGCCAGCCUGCUUCUCCCCCCGGCCAUGACCCAGCAGCUGAGAGGGGCCGGGCUGGGCUUCAGCAACCAGAACAACAAUGCUGGAGCCGCUGGGCCCUCCCAGGAGUCAUCGGCAGGGCUUGGCCACCCCCUCCGCAGCCCUAGAGACCAUCCAGACAAGAACGAGGAUAUCUCCACAGAGAAGGGGCAUCACUUCUGGGGUCAUCCAGACGGUGAAGAGGAGGAAGAGGAUGUCUCCAAGGAAUAUGGCCACGCCGCAGGCCAGAGGUCCCAAGACCACGAGGUCAGAAACAAGGAUGUCUCAGGUGAGGAGGUCUUCGCAGAGCAUGGUGGGCAGGCCCGUGGGCACAGAGGCCAUGAGAGUAAAGACACGGAAGACUCAGCAGAGCGCAGGCGUCACACCCCCAGCCACAGGCGCCACAGCCACCAAGACGAGGAUGAAGACGAAGUUGUGUCCCAUGAGCCUCACCAUCACAUCCUCAGGCAUGGACACCGAGGCCACGAUGGUGAAGAUGAUAAAGGAGCAGAGGGGGAGGAAGAGGAGGAGGAGGAGGAAGAGGAGGUCUCUACUGAGUAUAGGCACCAGGCCCACAGGCACCGAAGCCAUGGGACUGAAGAGGAUGAGGAUGUCUCAGAUGGACACCACCACCAUAGCCACAGGCACCAAGGCCACGAAGAAGAUGACAAUGAUGAUGAUGAUGUCUCCACUGAGUAUGGACACCAGGCCCACAGGCACCAACGCCACGGGAGUGAAGAGGAUGAGAAUAUCUCAGAUGGACACCACUAUCAUGGCUCCAGCCACAGGCACCGAGGCCACGAAGAAGAUGAGAAUGACGAUGAUGAUGAUGUCUUCACUGAGUAUAGACACCAGGCCCACAGGCACCAAGGCCACAGGAGUGAAGAGGAUGAGAAUAUCUCAGAUGGACACCACCAUCAUGGCUCCAGCCACAGGCACCGAGGCCACGAAGAAGAUGAGAAUGACGAUGAUGAUGAUGAUGAUGAUAAUGACAUCUCCACUGAGCAUGGACACCAGGCCCACAGGCCCCGAGGCCACAGAAAGGAAGAGGAUGAGGUUAUGUCAGGCGAACACCACCAUCAUGUCCCUGACCAUGAGCACCUAGGCCACAGAGAUGAGGAAGAAGAUGAGGAUAUGUUCACUGAACAUUGGCGCCAGGGCCCCCAACAUGUCCACCAUGGCCUUGCAGAGGAGGAGGAGGAAGAAGAGGAGAUCAUAGUCCAGUUCAGCCACCAUGUUGCAAGCCACCAACCUGAAGGCCACAAGAAUGGUGAGGAGGAUGCCCCAGAGGAGUAUAAAACAGAAGUCCCUCACCGUCACCACCACAGGGUCCACAGGGAAGAUGAGGACAUCUCUGCUGAGCUGGGCCACCAGGCCCCCAGCCACAGGCAAAGCCACCAAGAUGAAGAAACUGGCCAUGGUCAAGCAGAGUCCAUUGAAGAGAUGAGCCAUCACCCCCCAGGACACACAGCGGUCAAGGAUGGAAACCAUGUGAGGGAGGAUGAUUCUGAGGAGGAAAAGGAGAAAGAGGACCCCGGCUCCCACGAGGAAGAUGAUGACAGCUCAGAGCAGGAAGAGAAAGGCACCCACCUUGGCAGCCAGGACCAGGAAGAUGAGGAGGAUGAGGAGGAAGGUCAUGGCCUCCACCUGAACCAGGAGGAGGAAGAAGAGGAGGAUGAGGAGGAGGAUGAGGAGGAGGAGGAAGAGGAGAGGAGGGAAGAGAGGGCUGAGGUUGGGGCCCCACAAAGCCGAGACCACAGGGAGGAGGAAGAAGAGAAGGAGGAGGGGCUGGAGGAAGAUGAGCUCCCCUUCACCAUCAUCCCCAACCCAUUGGAGGGGAGAGAGGAGGCUGGAGGUGCCUCCAGUGAGGAGGAAAGCGGUGAGGACACAGGUCCACAGGAUGCUCAGGAGUACGGGAACUACCAGCCAGGGUCCCUGUGUGGCUACUGCUCCUUCUGCAAUCGUUGCACGGAAUGCGAGAGCUGUCACUGUGAUGAGGAGAGCAUGGGUGAGCACUGUGACCAGUGCCAGCACUGUCAGUUCUGUUAUCUCUGCCCGCUUGUCUGCGAAACGGUCUGCACUCCAGGAAGCUACGUCGACUAUUUCUCCUCCUCCCUAUAUCAGGCCCUGGCGGACAUGCUGGAAACACCGGAACCCUGACCCAGCUGCGCGGCUGCGACGCAGUUGUACCUCCUCCUGCUUUCCAACCCCUUUCCACGAGCCAUAUUUAUUUCUCUGAGUAAACGUGCUUCCCGAAA
Messenger RNA from Cebus imitator (Panamanian white-faced capuchin), 2566 nucleotides. It is a transcript of the gene HRC, whose product is annotated as histidine rich calcium binding protein. Gene Ontology annotation, molecular function: calcium ion binding. Lineage: Eukaryota; Metazoa; Chordata; Mammalia; Primates; Cebidae. The coding region runs from base 243 to 2468 and encodes 741 amino acids. The record is from RefSeq and is a predicted model, not a curated record. The transcript is spliced from 6 exons.